Molecule: messenger RNA, 804 nt
Organism: Effrenium voratum
Lineage: Eukaryota; Dinophyceae; Suessiales; Symbiodiniaceae
Source: the annotation of a GenBank genome assembly
AUGGAGGCGGAGGGCAAAGGUUUGGGCGCCUUCGCGGCAGCGAAUUUGGAGCCGGGGGACCGGGUCUUGGCCGAGCGCCCGCUGCUGCGCUUCGAGGACUCUGAUGCUGGGCUCAGGACGGAGCUGGCGUGCGAGCGGCUGCCGCCAUCGCAGCGCGAGGAGGUGUUGAGCCUGGAGGACUCUUGGUCUCUGGAUGCCAAGACCUUCCGGGGAAUCCUCGAGACCAACGGCAUAGACUGCGAAUUGCCCAUCGGAGAGUCUCCUAAGGUGCUUUGCUUGAAGCUGAGCCGCUUCAACCACUCGUGCAAUCCCAAUUGCGACUACAGCUGGAAUCAGCAGAACGGGCGCAUGGAGGUCUACGCGCAAACCGCCAUCACUGUGGGCGAGGAGCUGUGCAUUCCAUACAUCGACCUCCGUGAGCCCUGGGAGCUGCGCCAGCAGCUGCUCCGGGAGAACUGGCGCUUCUCCUGCCGCUGCGAGGUGUGUGCGUGCAAGGACUCCGCGGAGAGCGACCGGCGGCGCGUGCGGCUGGGGGAGCUGAGUGCGCUCAUCUACCGGAAGCGCCGAAGCCGCAGCCAGCUGAGCAUCGCCAAGAAGCUGUUGAAGUUGUACCAGGAGGAAAAUCUCUAUGCGCAUAGCUACAGGCUGGAGGCCUGCAAAUUCGGAUACGCUGCCUCCCUGGACUUGGAGGAGGCAGACGCGCCCCGCUUCGCACGCCUGGGCUUGCGCUGCGCCAUGAGAUGUCAUGGCCCUGAUCACGAAGAGACGCAGGAGUGGCUGAAAGCCUCGAGCCUUUGGUCCUGA